GCAUCCCUCAGCAGGUGCACCUAUGUCGUCACUGCCUAGUUACAACUGCCAGGAAGAAAAAGAUUUCCAAACUUAGUUACCAUGGCCCUCUGACACGGUGUUGCUCGUUUUAAACGCGAUUUUAGCUGUUUGUAAAACAGUUUUACGACUAGGUCUAACAUUACUUUAAGCAACGGGAGUUGUGUUUUAGAAGUUAAAUAAGAUACAGGUGGAGGUCCAGGUGGAGAAUGGGUAAAAAACAGGAGACAAAUCCGGACUCGGAGUAUGGAGAACCUGCUGAGUUUGACCCAGCAUUCAAUGGACCCAUUAAGAAAAGGGGGUGUACUGAUAUUUUAUGCUGUAUCCUGUUUAUUGCAGUCAUCCUCGGCUACAUAGCAGUCGGAAUUUUAGCUUGGCUUUUCGGGGAUCCAAGACAUGUUCUUUAUCCAAGAAACUCAACUGGAUGGUUCUGUGGCAUUGGACCAAACAUAGGCAAACCCAACCUUUUCUACUUUGACAUUCUCAAAUGUGCCACAUCUGUUAACGUUAUGGCAACCGCUCUUAAUGGGUUUCAGUGUCCAACCACACAGGUGUGCGUGGGCAGCUGUCCCACUCAGUUCUGGGCUGUGGAAAUAACCGCAUAUUUUCCAAACAAAAAGCCAAAAGACAUUUUCAAUCAAAGCCUCUGUGUACCAUCCAUUAACCUGACUAAUACUGCACUGAGUGUUCAAGAAAUUGUGAACAAGGAGCUGUGUCCUUUCUUCCACAUUCCCACGAUCCCUGUGCUGGGGAGAUGUUUGCCCGAUAUUUCAGCGCUGGGGAGGAUCCCUCCACAAUUCUCCAAUAUUUCGGGUUUACCCUCCUCAGUCAAUGACACAGUCGGCAUAAUCAUGAACGGCACUGGGGAUAUUGUGAAUGGCUUCAACGCCAGAGAGAUUGGUGUCCGCAUCUUUGAGGAUUUUGCGUCGUCAUGGCCCUGGAUCCUCCUUGGUCUGCUAAUAGCCAUGGUGGUCAGUAUGCUGUUCCUGUUGCUGUUGAGAUUCACUGCUCCAGUCAUGGUGUGGGUGCUCAUCAUAGGAGUCCUGGGCGCUGGGGCUUAUGGUAUAUGGCACUGCUACUGGGAGUAUGCCAACUACAAGCAAGCUUCUGCUACCAUCUCUAACAUUGGCUUCACCACUAACUUUCAGGUUUACCUGCAAGUCCAAGAGACGUGGCUGGCGUUCUUGAUUAUCAUAUCUGUGGUGGAGGCAAUCCUUCUUCUGACCCUCAUCUUCCUGCGGACCAGAAUCCUCAUAGCCAUCGCCCUCAUCCAGGAGUCCAGCAAGGCAAUCAGCCACAUGAUGUCCUCCCUGCUGUACCCUCUGAUCACCUUUGUUCUCGUACUGGUGUGUGUCGCUUACUGGGGCACCACUGCUUUAUAUUUGGCUACUUCAGGAGGCCCAAUCUACAAAGUGGUGGCUCUCAACUCCACUUUGAAUGGCUGUAAGAGGAUCAAUGGCACUAUGGACUGUGAUCCUCAGAACUUCAACUCGUCAGAUUACCCAGGCUGUCCCUCAGCCAGCUGCAUCUUCAUCAAAUACAACACCGAGGGUGUCUUCCAAAGGAACCUCUUCAACUUGCAGAUCUACAACGUGGUGGCUUUUCUCUGGUGUGUCAACUUUGUCAUCGCCUUGGGGCAGUGUACGCUGGCUGGUGCCUUUUCCUCCUACUACUGGGCCUUCACCAAACCAGCUGACAUCCCCAUGUUUCCCCUGUGUGGUAGCUUUAUACGCUCUCUCAGGUACCAUGUGGGCUCCUUGGCAUUUGGUGCUUUGAUACUGACCCUGGUGCAGAUAGUAAGGAUCAUUCUGGAGUACAUUGACCACAAAACAAAAGCGGCACAGAAUCCAUGUGCACGUUUCAUAUUGUGCUGCCUGAAGUGCUGCCUCUGGUGUCUGGAGAAGUUCAUCAAGUUUAUCAAUAGGAACGCUUACAUCAUGAUUGCCAUUUAUGGGAAAAACUUUUGUGUCUCAGCUAAAAAUGCUUUCUCCCUGCUCAUGAGAAAUGUCGUGAGGGUUGUGGUGCUUGAUAAAGUGACAGACCUGCUGUUGUUCUUCGGGAAGCUGCUGGUGGUCGCAGGAGUAGGCGUAUUGUCCUUCUUCUUCUUCUCUGGACGAAUACUGCUACCAGGCAACACCUUCCGCUCUGAAACCCUCAACUACUACUGGAUACCAAUUAUUACGGUGGUGUUUGGAAGCUACCUCAUAGCUCACGGAUUCUUCAGUGUGUACAACAUGUGUGUCGAUACACUCUUCCUCUGCUUCUUGGAGGACUUGGAGCGCAACGAUGGAUCUUUACAGAAGCCAUACUUUAUGUCCAAAAACCUCAUGAAGAUCCUCAACAAAUCCAACAAAGCACAAAAAAAGGGUAAAGGCAAAGACUGAAGAACAUGUUCCCACCGUGUUCAUUAUUUGUUUUUUUAACAUUCCAUUCCAUUUUAACACUCCAUUGUUUUCCAAAUAUGUUAACCAAAACUAAUUUGCACUUUUAAAUAAUUGUUUUAUUGUGUUUAUGAGCAUAUGUAGUAUUAAUGACUGUACACAUGAAAAGACUGUGUGUUGAGUGCGUCAAUGCCGGUAAUGUGAAUGUUAAGUUGCAAGGUUUUUUAAAUCAUCUUUGAUUUGACUCAAAGUCUCAAAAUAUUUAUUCUAUUGUUUUAAAGAAUACUUGUUUCUGUUUAGACAACUUAACAAUAACACUGCACCCUUGGGACAUUUUAGACUGUGUCCGUAAAUCCAGUUUAGCAGCUUUUAAUGGAGGUAAGAUUUAGUUUUUUUCUACUUUUGUCUGAGAAUCUUUCUUAGAGGAUUUAUAUGAAGGAUGUGAUUUAAGAUGGAACAAAACAAAUUGGAACAAUUGCAAAAAAAGUUCUUAUGCCUGAUAUAUAUUUAAAAUUAUAAAUACUAAACAAAUACAAAACAUUUUUAUGACCAGGUUAUUGCUUAUAUUGAAUAUAAUCUAAAAGUUGUAAAUAUGACUGUACCCUACACUACAUUACACCCUUUGACUGUUUCUCUUUAUAUACAGUCUUGGGUACAUGUAAAUAGACAGUUUGGUGGAUAUCUUUCUAAUCUUUGGUAUCUUGUUCAUUAGAUUACCCAUGUCAAAACAAAAACAAGAAAACAGUAAUUUUUUUCUUGUUUUAAAGCCUACAAAUUGUUUUCCAGGUUGAAUGAAAUAAUUUACUAAACGGAUGAUACAGAGUCCUUUGAUAUUAAAAUAAUGACAACACAGAACAAGUCAGUUUAAAUGAAGUUUUAAUAUGGUUUUGCAUGUCUCCAGUUUUAGUCUGUCAAAUCGUGACUUCCAUCACUUGUUUUUAGUGUCACAUAAACUUUAUAAAUACAAAGUGUAGCUUGAACCGACAAACACAGUAUGAAGGAAAUGACGAGCCCCAGCAGCCAUUCUGGCCAUCCUACAGAGUUUCAUCUCUGACCCUGGUGUGAAUGUGACAAACACCCGAUUCAUUAUAGCUAGUUCAGCUGAAUCCCAGUGAUAUUACACAUCAAUGACAAAAAAUCUGAGGGUGUGGAGUUGGGACAAAGUGAGUUUUCCAGUAGCCCAGUCCUCAUCUCUGCUUGAGGUUAGUAGCUCGAGGCUUCAUUAGUCACUGCUGUCACAUUAAGAUGAAUGUAUGUUACUUUUACGUUGCUCAACUGCUUCAAAAACAGUUUGUACAUUAAAAGGGAGAUCUAACAAAUGCUGUUACAAGAGAACACAUGAGCUGAAUCAUAAAGAAAACAAACAUCUAUCUAGAGGUUAGCAGACAAGUUAUUCAUUUGGGCUGCAAGCCUUUUCUUGAGUAAAAGGUAAUAAUUACUGAAAAACCAGGAACCAGAUCGUUUCUCGCUUUACAAAAGCAUCUUGAGGCCUACUUGCUCAUCUCGUCCCCUAUCGCCCUCUGUGGCUGGUCAUCCAAUCAGAACAUGUAAAAACAGCAUUUACAAUAUUCAUAUAUACAAAUAUAUAUAUAUAUAUUAGGUGUACACACUCACUCAGACACAUACAGUCAGAAAAAAAACAAAUCAACUGUGGCAGAAAGUUCAUUGAACAGUUGCUGGUCAUUCCUGUAGAUUCUCAGCGAGCUGACCCUUCCACCUCCGCGACUAAUUGAAUCCCAUUGACUCUGCCCUUAUGUGUUGUGUAGCAUCUCAUUCAGCUACUAAGUAGUUGGAAUUUUUCUCUCUUCACAAUUUGCUCUGUAAUUGACAAACUGUGUGUCAGAUUGCUUUUUACUCUCUCACAUUGAUGCAAAUAUUUCCCAAACUGGCCCUUUAACAGUACACUUAGCCAUCUUUGUACAGCUUUGUGAGGAAAGACACAACAAGUGGUUAAACACCAGCACACGCUUCAAUCUUUAGGACAGUUCCGUAUACAAAUGACUUCACAGUGCAAUGGCAGGUUUUGUUAAGACAAAUGUAUAUAUAAAAACAAUGCAUCCAUCUGUGCUAUUUCCAUCUGUCCAUCCGUUUGUAAGAGUAAAUCACAAAUUCUAGAAGUACUUUUUUUAAUUCACAAAGGAAUUGUUAACAGGAACAUAAUUCAUUUACAAUUUUCAUCCCCCGGCAUUGUACAUGACUGGU
Messenger RNA from Etheostoma spectabile (orangethroat darter), 4601 nucleotides. RefSeq names its product solute carrier family 44 member 4 (gene slc44a4). NCBI's taxonomy places the organism in Eukaryota, Metazoa, Chordata, Actinopteri, Perciformes, Percidae. Gene Ontology annotation, molecular function: thiamine pyrophosphate transmembrane transporter activity. The transcript is spliced from 22 exons. The record is from RefSeq and is a predicted model, not a curated record. Gene Ontology annotation, biological process: thiamine pyrophosphate transmembrane transport; choline transport. Bases 228 to 2402 code for a protein of 724 amino acids. Gene Ontology annotation, cellular component: plasma membrane.